GAAUGUCGAGAUCGCGCUCUACAGCAACCUCUUAUCAACAAAACCAAAUCUCUCUUCUCUAAACUGAGAGACGUAAUUUUCUGUCUCUCUUGUUACUUGGACAAGAGAAGAAAGACUGCCGUCUUUUUCAUCUUUUUUGAAAGAAAAAUAAAAAAUAGGAAGCUCGACCCGCCAUGUCCGCCAUAGCUACUUCUGCUGCUCUUUCCUUUCCUUUCUCUUUUUCCCGCUCUACUAAGACUUUUACAAGAAAGUGCUUCAAAGGGGGAUUUGGAGUGUUUGCAGUGUAUGAGGAGUCAGGUGGGUUAACAGACAAGAAAAGCUCUUGGUUGACAAUCUUUGAUGUGGAAGAUCCAAGGUCAAAAUUUCCUCAAUCUAAAGGGAAGUUCCUGGAUGCAAAUCAAGCUUUAGAAGUUGCUAGAUUUGAUAUACAAUAUUGUGAUUGGCGAGCUCGUCAAGACGUACUUACAAUAAUGCAGCUGCAUGAAAAGGUUGUGGAAGUAUUGAAUCCUCUAGCACGGGAGUAUAAAUCUAUUGGAACUAUGAAGAAGGAACUUGCUGAGUUACAACAGGAACUUUCUCAGGCUCAUAAAGAGGUACAUAUAUCUGAGGUGCGGGUUUCUGCUGCUUUAGAUAAGCUAGCUUACAUGGAAGCAUUGGUUAAUGAUAGGCUGCUACCAGAGAGGAGUACAGAAGAAUCAGAUCGCCGGUCUUCAUCCUCCGGUACGUCUACAGUAUCUAGAGAUACGGCUAAAAGCAAGCAGCCUAGGAGGACCCUCAAUGUGUCAGGUCCUGUCCAAGAAUACAGCCCCCAUUUGAAGAACUUCUGGUAUCCUGUUGCUUUCUCCACUGAUAUUAAGGACGACACCAUGAUACCAAUUGAUUGCUUUGAGGAACCAUGGGUGAUUUUUCGUGGGAAAGAUGGAAAACCUGGAUGUGUCCAGAACACAUGUGCACAUAGAGCCUGCCCCCUUCAUUUGGGAUCAGUUAAAGAGGGUCGCAUCCAAUGUCCUUAUCAUGGGUGGGAAUAUUCAACAGAAGGAAAAUGCGAGAAAAUGCCAUCAACAAAAUUUCUGAAUGUCAAGAUCAAAGCUUUGCCAUGCUUUGAGCAAGAGGGAAUGAUAUGGAUUUGGCCUGGAAAUGAUCCUCCUGCAGCCAAUAUUCCUUCUUUACUGCCACCUUCUGGAUUUCAAAUCCAUGCAGAGAUAGUGAUGGAACUUCCAGUGGAACAUGGGUUACUUUUAGACAAUCUGUUGGAUCUUGCACAUGCUCCUUUCACCCAUACAUCUACAUUUGCUAAAGGAUGGAGCGUCCCAAGCUUUGUAAAAUUCUUGACUCCUGCAUCUGGUCUGCAAGGAUAUUGGGAUCCCUAUCCGAUAGAUAUGGAAUUUCGACCACCUUGUAUGGUUCUAUCAACCAUUGGAAUCUCAAAGCCAGGCAAAUUGGAGGGGCAGAGCACCAAAGAGUGCUCUACGCACCUUCACCAACUUCAUGUAUGUUUACCUGCAUCUCGACAGAAGACAAGGUUGCUAUAUAGGAUGUCACUGGAUUUUGCUCCCGUAUUAAAACACAUCCCUUUCAUGCAAUACGUGUGGAGGCAUUUUGCUGAACAGGUUUUAAAUGAGGACCUACGGCUUGUGCUUGGUCAGCAAGAACGGAUGCUCAACGGUGCUAACAUUUGGAACCUACCUGUGUCAUACGAUAAGCUAGGAGUGAGGUACAGGAUAUGGAGAGAUGCUGUAGAGAGUGGAGCAAAACAAUUACCAUUCAGCAAAUGAACUAAUCCAAGUACAGAUUUUACUUCUCAAGAUGAUCGUACACUCUAAACAAUUUUAGCUCUUUGAAGAACUUCAGUUGCUGAGAAUCUCGCUUGGUAUAUGACACGGUUGCCACACUUGUUGCUCUGAGGAGAUACCGCCCCAUCCUGAUAUUGGUAUGUCACCAAAAGGAGUGAUUUCAGCGUAGCUCCCCUUGUAAAAUAAACUGUGCACUAAUUGUUUUUAGGUUCAUGUAUAGUUUAAACAACCUUGACCCCGCCAUUAAUUCUUUAAUGUUUGCCCUAGCGUGCCUCCUAGAAAAUCUGGAGGUAUUUUUUCGUAGUCAUGGAAAUGGUCCUCCAUCAUGUAUCAUAUUAUCAAUCUUCUGGGAUUUGAAUUGAUAACACAAUUUUUUUGCCAAAAUGAAGAGAAAGAUCUGAUUUUCUA
This is a messenger RNA of Lycium barbarum (goji berry), 2201 nucleotides long. RefSeq names its product chlorophyllide a oxygenase, chloroplastic. Gene Ontology annotation, cellular component: chloroplast. Lineage: Eukaryota; Viridiplantae; Streptophyta; Magnoliopsida; Solanales; Solanaceae. The transcript is spliced from 9 exons. The record is from RefSeq and is a predicted model, not a curated record. Gene Ontology annotation, molecular function: iron ion binding; 2 iron, 2 sulfur cluster binding; chlorophyllide a oxygenase activity. The coding region runs from base 174 to 1775 and encodes 533 amino acids. Gene Ontology annotation, biological process: chlorophyll biosynthetic process.